ACGUAUGGUGCCUCGCUCUGGGAUAGCUUUACGGCUUCUGGGAGCUGCUGCUUCGCUGUGAGAAGUAUCCGCGACGAGCUAUCCGGGAAAGGGCCGAAUGCGAUCAAACCUAAUCCGCGAGACUUGCUAAGGUUCUGUGCUACAAAUUGAUGUUUAGAUAAACUUCAGUGAAAUGACUCUUCAGGAAUUGGUGCAUAAGGCUGCCUCCUGUUAUAUGGACAGAGUAGCUGUAUGUUUUGAUGAAUGCAACAACCAGCUUCCAGUUUACUACACCUACAAGACUGUGGUUAAUGCUGCUUCUGAAUUAUCAAAUUUUCUGCUGUUACACUGUGACUUUCAAGGAAUUCGGGAAAUUGGUCUCUACUGCCAACCUGGGAUAGACUUACCCUCUUGGAUUUUAGGAAUUCUCCAAGUCCCGGCUGCUUAUGUACCUAUCGAGCCAGAUUCACCACCGUCAUUAUCAACUCAUUUUAUGAAAAAAUGUAAUCUAAAGUAUAUCCUUGUUGAAAAAAAACAAAUUAAUAAAUUUAAAUCUUUUCAUGAAACAUUAUUGAACUAUGAUACAUUUACAGUGGAACAUAAUGACCUAGUGCUCUUCAGACUUCACUGGAAAAAUACUGAGGUGAACUUGAUGCUAAAUGAUGGAAAAGAGAAAUAUGAAAAAGAAAAAAUAAAAAGCAUAAGUUCUGAGCAUGUCAAUGAAGAAAAAGCAGAAGAACACAUGGAUCUGAGGCUAAAGCAUUGCUUAGCCUAUGUUCUACAUACAUCAGGGACUACAGGGAUACCGAAGAUUGUCAGAGUGCCUCAUAAGUGUAUAGUACCAAAUAUCCAGCAUUUUCGGGUACUUUUUGACAUCACACAAGAAGAUGUUUUGUUUCUGGCUUCACCUCUGACCUUCGAUCCUUCUGUUGUGGAAAUAUUUCUUGCUCUAUCAAGUGGUGCCUCUCUGCUUAUUGUACCAACUUCCGUCAAGUUGCUCCCAUCAAAAUUAGCCAGCGUUCUCUUUUCCCAUCAUAGAGUGACUGUUUUGCAGGCAACACCAACAUUGCUUAGAAGAUUUGGAUCUCAGCUUAUCAAGUCAACUGUUUUGUCAGCCACUACUUCUCUUCGAGUAUUAGCCCUUGGUGGUGAAGCGUUUCCAUCAUUGACAGUUCUCAGAAGCUGGAGAGGAGAAGGCAAUAAAACACAAAUAUUUAAUGUUUAUGGUAUCACAGAGGUAUCAAGUUGGGCGACCAUUUAUAGGAUUCCAGAGAAGACUCUUAACUCUACUCUCAAAUGUGAAUUGCCUGUACAACUGGGAUUUCCACUUCUUGGAACAGUAGUUGAAGUCAGAGAUACUAAUGGCUUCACAAUUCAGGAAGGCAGUGGCCAAGUAUUUUUAGGUGGCAGAAACAGAGUGUGUUUUCUUGAUGAUGAAGUGACAGUACCACUUGGCACAAUGCGAGCUACAGGAGACUUUGUGACUGUGAAAGAUGGAGAGAUUUUUUUUUUGGGACGAAAAGACAGUCAGAUCAAACGUCAUGGCAAACGUCUUAACAUUGAACUUGUGCAACAGGUUGCUGAAGAGCUUCAGCAAGUGGAGUCUUGUGCAGUUACAUGGUAUAAUCAGGAAAAAUUAAUUCUCUUCAUGGUGUCUAAAGAUGCUUCAGUAAAAGAAUACAUCUUUAAAGAACUGCAGAAAUAUCUUCCAAGUCAUGCAGUCCCGGAUGAGCUUGUAUUGAUCGACUCUCUACCAUUUACAUCCCACGGCAAAAUUGAUGUUUCUGAGUUAAACAAGAUAUAUUUAAACUACAUAAACUUGAAGUCUGAGAAUAAGCUCAGUGGGAAAGAGGACCUUUGGGAAAAAUUACAGUAUUUGUGGAAGUCUACUCUGAAUCUCCCAGAAGAUCUUUUGAGGGUUCCUGAUGAGUCACUCUUCUUAAAUAGUGGUGGAGAUUCCUUAAAGUCCAUCCGGCUCCUCAGUGAGAUUGAAAAACUUGUUGGUACAUCAGUACCUGGGCUUCUGGAAAUUAUUCUCAGCAGUUCCAUUUUAGAGAUUUAUAAUCACAUCCUUCAAACAGUGGUUCCAGAUGAAGAUGUGACAUUCAGGAAGAGUUGUGCCACAAAAAGGAAACUCAGCGACAUUAAUCAAGAGGAAGCCAGUGGAACAUCUUUACAUCAGAAAGCCAUCAUGACUUUCACUUGCCACAAUGAGAUUAAUGCUUUUGUUGUACUGAGCAGAGGGAGUCAAAUUUUGUCUCUGAAUUCCACUAGGUUUUUAACAAAGUUAGGACAUUGCUCUUCAGCCUGUCCUUCUGACUCAGUUUCACAGACCAACAUUCAAAAUUUGAAAGGCUUAAAUUCUCCAGUUCUUAUUGGGAAGUCAAAAGAUCCAUCCUGUGUUGCAAAAGUUUCUGAAGAGGGGAAACCUGCGAUAGGGACUCAGAAAAUGGAGUUACAUGUGAGGUGGAGGUCAGACACAGGCAAAUGUGUAGAUGCUUCACCGCUGGUUGUAAUACCCACUUUUGAUAAGUCAUCUACAACUGUGUACAUUGGUUCCCAUUCUCAUAGAAUGAAGGCAGUUGACUUUUACUCUGGGAAGGUAAAAUGGGAACAGAUUUUGGGAGAUCGAAUUGAAUCCUCAGCAUGUGUAUCUAAGUGUGGAAACUUUAUUGUGGUGGAGACAGAGCUUCUGCGUGUUGUCCAGGCUGGUCUCAAACUCCCGGGCUCAAGCGAUCUGCCCACCUCAGCCUCCCAAAGUGCUGAGAUUACAGGCGUGAGCCACCAUGUCUGGCCUGGCUGUUAUAAUGGAUUAGUUUAUGUUCUGAAAAGUAAUAGUGGAGAAAAAUACUGGAUGUUUACUACUGAAGAUGCUGUCAAAAGCUCGGCAACCAUGGAUCCAACCACAGGACUCAUUUACAUUGGAUCUCAUGACCAGCACGCAUAUGCUUUAGAUAUUUAUAGAAAGAAGUGUGUUUGGAAGUCAAAAUGUGGAGGAACUGUCUUUUCCUCUCCGUGUUUGAACCUGAUUCCACAUCAUUUGUAUUUUGCUACAUUGGGAGGACUUUUACUGGCUGUAAAUCCUGCUACUGGGAACGUUAUUUGGAAACAUUCCUGUGGAAAACCACUCUUCUCUUCCCCACAAUGUUGCUCACAGUAUAUUUGUAUUGGCUGUGUAGAUGGGAAUUUACUCUGCUUUACUCACUUUGGAGAACAGGUUUGGCAGUUCUCUACCAGUGGACCAAUCUUUUCAUCCCCGUGUACCUCACCAUCAGAGCAAAAAAUAUUUUUUGGUUCCCAUGAUUGCUUUAUCUACUGUUGUAACAUGAAAGGUCACCUGCAGUGGAAAUUUGAAACUACUUCAAGGGUCUAUGCAACACCGUUUGCUUUCCAUAACUACAAUGGCAGCAAUGAAAUGUUGCUGGCAGCAGCAUCUACUGAUGGGAAAGUGUGGAUCUUGGAAUCUCAGAGUGGACAAUUGCAAAGUGUUUAUGAACUUCCUGGAGAAGUCUUCUCUUCUCCUGUGGUCCUGGAAUCAAUGCUCAUUAUUGGGUGUAGAGAUAAUUAUGUUUAUUGUCUGGAUUUAUUGGGUGGCAAUCAAAAAUAAUCAAAUACAGUCCUUAUUUGUAUAACAAAUGUGAGAUAUUUGAAAAUAUUUUACCAUUAUACAUCAUGUGGACUUAUUUUAUAUUAAAGAAGAUUAUAUUUUGGCUAAGAAA
Molecule: messenger RNA, 3698 nt
Organism: Homo sapiens (human)
Lineage: Eukaryota; Metazoa; Chordata; Mammalia; Primates; Hominidae
Gene: AASDH
Product: aminoadipate-semialdehyde dehydrogenase
Exons: 16
Coding region: 173-3586 (1137 amino acids)
Source: RefSeq, marked reviewed